Molecule: messenger RNA, 1355 nt
Organism: Neurospora tetrasperma FGSC 2508
Lineage: Eukaryota; Fungi; Ascomycota; Sordariomycetes; Sordariales; Sordariaceae
Product: electron transfer flavoprotein beta-subunit
Exons: 3
Coding region: 124-894 (256 amino acids)
Cellular component (GO): cytosol
Molecular function (GO): electron transfer activity
Source: RefSeq, a predicted model, not a curated record
UGACGUCCCCAUUCUCACGUACCCCGUUCCCCAUUCCUCCUACUGAUGUGAUUGCGACCAGAGCUCAAGCCAUUGAGUCCACCCGCUCUCAUCCCACCCUUUUUCCCCAGAUACCACAAAACAAUGUCAGCCCUACGGAUAUUGGUGCCCGUCAAGCGGGUUAUUGACUAUGCGGUCAAGCCGCGAGUCAACAAGGCCCAGACGGGCGUCGAGACGGCCGGUGUCAAGCACAGCAUGAACCCCUUCGACGAGCUAUCGGUCGAAGAGAGCGUGCGCAUCCGCGAGGGGAAGAAGACCCCCGUCGAGGACAUUUGCGUCAUCAGCGCCGGGCCGACCAAGGCCCAGGACAUCCUGCGCACCGCCAUGGCCAUGGGCGCCGACCGGGCCAUCCACGUCGAGACCAAGGAGGGCGAGGACCUCGAGCCGUUGGGCGUCGCCAAGCUGCUCAAGGCCGCCACCGAACAGAACAAGAGCAACCUGGUGAUCCUGGGCAAGCAGAGCAUCGACGACGACGCCGGCCAGACGGGCCAGAUGCUGGCCGGUCUGCUGGGCUGGGCGCAGGCCACCCAGGCGAGCAAGAUCGAGUUCACCGGCGGCGAUUCCGUGCAGGUGACGAGGGAGGUGGAUGGCGGUGUCGAGACGCUCAAGGCCAAGCUGCCCAUGGUUAUCACGACCGACUUACGCCUCAACGAGCCCCGGUACGCGAGCUUGCCCAAUAUCAUGAAGGCCAAGAAGAAGCCGCUCGAGAAGAAGACGCUGGCGGAUUACGGUAUUACGGCCGAGAAGAGGCUCAAGACUAUCAAGGUCACCGAGCCUCCCCCGAGACAGGGUGGUGGCAAAGUGGAGGACGUGGAUGGCUUGGUCUCGAAGCUCAAGGAGCUUGGUGCUCUUUAAACCGGUCAUACACCAACCAGUCACUGAGUUCCAGGAUCUUGUGUCGAAGACAUUUGUUUUUGGAAUAGAAAGAUUGAAAUUCACGUCCCUACAGCUGUGUUGCGGAUAACGCAACCGGACAUGCUCUUCUGAUAGCCGGUAAGGGCGUCACAACGUCUCAUGGGGACCGUGACGGCCCGGGGCCUGGAGCUUCAGCUUAUUCAUGCAUGCUUCUACGACAAGCUGGCCGGUUGAGAUGAAAGAGGCUUGAGCCGGCCACAUUGGCACCAACUACGUCGCAAGAUGUGUCGCGUCAAGCGCAACAGUACGAAGAGCUAUGUUUUGUGUCUUGUCCUGUCUUGCGGUUUUCAAUGAUGGAAAACCUCGCCAGGUGUUCUGGUGGUCUCUGUUUUAAUAUUGCGUGUUCGGCCGAGUAAGCUGAAUUCGUCUGAAGUGGUAAUGCCCAACAUCCAGAUGCUACG